Messenger RNA from Paramacrobiotus metropolitanus, 971 nucleotides. Its product is annotated as cellular retinoic acid-binding protein 1-like. Gene Ontology annotation, cellular component: nucleus; cytosol. The transcript has 7 exons. Lineage: Eukaryota; Metazoa; Tardigrada; Eutardigrada; Parachela; Macrobiotidae. Gene Ontology annotation, molecular function: fatty acid binding. The record is from RefSeq and is a predicted model, not a curated record. Gene Ontology annotation, biological process: fatty acid transport. The coding region runs from base 405 to 818 and encodes 137 amino acids.
CGCUUCUCGUGAUCAACAUGCCUCAUACAAAGUUUUUUGAAAAGAUUAAGAGUAUGUAUUUGUAACAACAUGACACUCCUUUAUACAGCUAAUGCUUAUGUUUCGAUUAUAUCACUACUGUCUGCCAUGACAAACAAACGCCUCCGCCACCGAUGAGCCACAUAAAAACCUGUUGUAUUCAUCGAAAGUUUCCUAGAGGAAAUGAAUGCUUAGUAGAUUAAUUAUUACUGGAUUUCGGUGGUGCAGUUUAGAUUUUUAUUACCUUCUGGCACCGGUGUCGCUGUGUAGUGUGUAUAACAGUUAAGUGUUGCCACAAUUACAGAUCAGUUAUUUAUUCUACGGGCACGUACGCGCAAAACGGUGUUAUAGAACUAACUAGGACUUAGUAAUCUGUGAUCUCCAAGAUGUCCUUGAACUGGAAUGGAGUAUACAAACACGAAUCAGAUGAGAAUCUGGAAGCCUAUGAACGUGCACGAGGUGUUACAGACGAUCAGCUAAACGUAAUCCUUAAUCAACAUCCCGUUGUGGAAAUCCGGCAAGAUGGGGAUAUCUUUUAUAUGAAAACCACGCUAAAUUUUAGACCCGUGCAAGAAUUGCGGUUUAGGCUGGGUCAACAAUGGCAGACUAAUACCCCGGAUGGACGGAAAGUGUCGAACGUGUUCCUUGAAGAAGGAAACCGCCUAAUACAGAGAAUGACUGACGAGGAUGGAAACUUCAUUGAGUAUGUCCGCGAACUGAAAGGUGACCGCCUUUACUUGGAGCUUAAGCGUGGGCCAAUUCUGGCUAGGAGAUGUUUCAAAAAAGUGCCCGGCUUAUAAGGAAACCGGCAAAAUUCAUCAAGAAGGGUCGUCUUCCAGAGACUGCCUGCCUGUAUGACUAGAUUCUAUUGCUGGAAUUUGUUAUUGUUUCAAUUGAUUAAAAUUGUUAGCGCUGGAUUGUGUCUCACCUUAUUUGAUAAAAUACGACGCUAA